Molecule: messenger RNA, 360 nt
Organism: Rattus rattus (black rat)
Lineage: Eukaryota; Metazoa; Chordata; Mammalia; Rodentia; Muridae
Product: cytochrome c, somatic-like
Exons: 1
Coding region: 1-360 (119 amino acids)
Biological process (GO): mitochondrial electron transport, cytochrome c to oxygen; mitochondrial electron transport, ubiquinol to cytochrome c
Cellular component (GO): mitochondrial intermembrane space
Molecular function (GO): heme binding; electron transfer activity
Source: RefSeq, a predicted model, not a curated record
AUGGGCGAUGUUGAAAAAGACAAGAAGACUUUUGUUCAGAAAUGUGCCCAGUGCCACACUGUGGAAAGGGGAGGCAAGCAUGAGAUUGGACCAAAGCUCCAUGGUCUGUUCAUGUGGAAGACAGGCCAGGCCGCUGGAUUAUCCUACACAGAUGCCAACAAGAACAAAGGCAUCACCUUGAGAGAGGAUACCCUGAUGGAAUAUUUGGAGAAUCUCAGAAAGUACAUUCCUGCAACAAAAAUGAUCUUCACUGGAAUUAAGAAGGGAGAAAGGGCAAACCUAAUAGCUUAUCUUAAAAGGCUGCUAAUAAGUAAUUCCACUGCUGUAUUUAUUACAAAACAAAUGUCUCAUGGCUUUUAG